Messenger RNA from Mollisia scopiformis, 6076 nucleotides. RefSeq lists its product as uncharacterized. Bases 212 to 6076 code for a protein of 1954 amino acids. The record is from RefSeq and is a predicted model, not a curated record. NCBI's taxonomy places the organism in Eukaryota, Fungi, Ascomycota, Leotiomycetes, Helotiales, Mollisiaceae. The transcript is spliced from 3 exons.
CCCAAUUGCGCAUUUGUGGAUGCCCUGUCGCCAUCUGGACAUUUCAUCGUCACCAUUCUUUGUACAGCUUCAAACACCACAAGCAGCGUGCAGGUGUACUUGUCGAAGACAUACAGUCGAGCAGCAGCAUGCGCGUCCUUGUCCCGACCUGACGAAGAGAGAAAGCUGUUGUUUGGCCGCGCAGCCAAUGUCUAAGACUUGUUGAGAAACAAUGGCCAAAGAAGACGAAGACGAGCCUGCGCACACGCCCGCGAAGAGGAAAGCCUCCACCAAUAACGUAAACAAUGGCAUCAGUGGCCCUCGAACACCAACUACCGCUCGAAAGACGUCCGCGCAGAAGAAUGCGACGCCCAUCCGCAAAGCGUCUGCCAAUGCCGCGAACAAGACGCCCAACUCCGCGCCGGCGAGGGCGAGGGGUAGUGUGAAGAAGCCUGAGCCGACUUUGCUGGGGGACUUUCUGCUGGGGAGACCGAGUCCGGCGAGGAAGUCUGUCAAGGCGCGGAGGAAGAGUCUUGAUGCUGUGAAGGCGGAGAUGAGGGUUAAUAAUGUGCAGCAGAUGCAGCAGCCGGGGAAGGUGCAGGAGAGGGUUAAGCAGUGGCAGAAGAAUAAUGCGAAAGCUGGGGAGCCGGAGAUUGAGAGGGGGUUGGAUGAAAUUGUGGUGGAGUAUGAGACGGAGAGUGAGGUUGAGGCUGAGGUGAAGAGACCUGCUCGGAGGAAGAGUCGGACGCCGGAACCUGGAUUGAGGGCUGAGAACUCGAGGACGAAGAGCAAGACGCCUGAGCCGAGACUUAUGAGCGAGGAUGUUUCUCCGAGACCUGGACGGCGGAAAGAGAGAGAUUCUGAGCCCAAGGAGAAAGAGCCUGAGAAACCCAGAAGUAAGAGCGUGGCGCCCAAGAAGAGAGUCAUUAGUGACGAACACUGGAUGAAGAAUAGGCGAAGAAGCCCACCCGGAAAGGGAGCCACGAUUCCGAAGAAUUUCUUGCAAGCAACGGCUAUCAAUCCUCCAGUCGAGAGAAAGAUUGAAGAUUGGGUGAAGCGUAUGGCGAGCCCUGAACCUCCUGAGAGAGUCGAGACGCCCAAGAGGAAGGUCAGGCGAGCCGAGAGCGAGGUAAGUGAGGAUAAGCCUAGGAGCAGGAAGGUUUCGAGACGAAGCCCUUCUGGUGAUAGGAUUCGUGUACAGCCUUCGAGGUCUCCUUCACCUGAUGAUAGGAUUCGAAUCAAGCCAUCUAAAGACAGACCAAGCGGUGGCAGCAGUCGCAGUACUCCAUCAAAACUCAGCGCGGCAAACGAUGGUAUUCGCAUUCGAGCAUCUGAUGUGGAAUCCGUUCAGUCAGAGAUCCAGAUCAAGAGGACUCGAAAUGACGGCAGCAAGCGACGGCCAAAAGAAGAGAAUGAUACUCCUACUCCCACUCCUAGAAAGAAGAGCGAGCAUCUUGCGCCUCCAACAGAGUCUGAGAGUCGCUCGAGAAAGACUUCCUAUAAUACCACCAUACACGGUGACGAUGCGACAUCAUAUAUGAGCCCAAGUCCGUCCAAACGCAGGAAUCGCAAAUCUGAUGUAACUGAAUCGCUCGACGAGAUUCCCUUCGGCAAUUCGGCCUUCAGUGUUCUGGAUCUUCCCCUCGGCGCUGAAGCCAACACUAUGAAGAGGGCGGAGAGACCUGAGCCAAAGCGAAAUAAUAGCUUUGGUGUACCAAAAGUGCUGAAGAGAGUGUAUACCGAGGGCAUGAAGAGAGUUCAUGAUACCGAGCCAGCCAGGGGAGGACCAAAUCAACCACCUAGUAUCGAGACCUGGUUGAACGGUACCACGGAUCCUUUUACUGACCGCCCAGCUACUGCUGAUGCAUCUCUUCCUGUUCCAGAGUCUCCAGUCUCGCGUAUGCGUAGCUUCAAGGAGGAUGAUCGAACAGAACGCGAACUUACUGCUGAACGAGAACAUAAGCAGAAGCAUCAAACUCCGAAGCCAGAGAAGGAACAGAACUUACCUGGGUCGCCCCUGAAGCGUGGAGACAACCGUGAAACUCUUCCAAGUAUGGGCAAUUCUCCACCUAUAUCGCCCUUGGGCCUGAAGAGAACUCCUGCAACCCGUAUCACCUCUUCGCCCAAAGCAGCUAAGAAGUUUGAUCUGAAGAAUGCCAUAUUCGAUGCCUUCAAGGGAGAAUCAGCCAUGGCUAAGACGGCGAUUCCAAGUCCAUUUGACUUCAUCGGCCUUCGCGAAGGACACAUUGACCCUACAGAGACAGAGUCUUCAAUUGUCAGCGAGCAAGAGGACAUCCCAAUAUACCAAGCACCAAAAACAAGCCCGCGCGCUACAGACAAGCCAGUCUUCGAAGAGAGUAAACAGACUAGGCCUUCGCACUCGUACCAAAAGCGGCCUCCUCCAGUAGCUGGCGGACCAUCACUUUCGACGAUUGCAUCUGUGACAAGCUUCAGUAAUUCUUCGUCCGCAACUUCAGAUACAGGAACUGGAUCAGAGCUUUCACAUACCACAAUCACUCAAGGCACAGUCCUCAGUGGCACUACAGGCUCCAGCCUAUCUCGUGGAAGCAAGAAAUCCACGAGCAAGAAAGAAGGACAAGUAGGACAGACUGGCCUGAAGAGACGUUUGACAAAGCAUGCAGAUCUGGUGUCAAUGCUAUCAUUGCCCGACACGACUCAGCCAGGAAGAGCUGGAAGCAUCAGAUCAGCACACAGCAUCCGCACGAGACGAACACGAUUAGAAGACGCAACGAUUGAAGAUCUUCUUCGAGAAGUCGGUGAGGAUGAAGUCAAGUACAUGAGAGAGUUGAAUACGCUUGUUGACGGUGUAAUUCCUGUGUUGUUGACGUGUGUUCUCUCGAAAAGCGAGUCUGCUGUGGCUGCUGGGCUAUUCGACCCCCUCGCUUAUCCGUCAACAGACCCCGGCACGUCUUUCACACAACCCAUUGUCGACAUGGGAAUUGCGCUAGAACGACUGAAAAGCUUGCACAAACGAAUUCCUCUCACAGAUCCAGAUUCCUUUUUGCAUUGGGCUGAACAAGCACUCAAGAUCUACGAAGACUACCUACGUGCUUGGCGUACUGGCUUUGAAGACGUUGUUGUCAAUCUCGCACCUGCUUCACGCAAAGCAUCUUUGUCUAGUGAGCCCGACAUGGACACCCUCCCAGUCAACCAGAACGGAGACGUUAUCCGCGACAGUGGUGAGGUUGUUGACGUUGCCCAUCUACUGAAAGCUCCAAUGCGUCGGCUCAAGAACCUGAGUAGGGCCACGAAGGGCUUUGUCAUGAAGAGACCUACCAAGAAGGCUGGAGAGGUUCAUGAGGGAUUUGAAAGAGUCAAUACAUACCGCCAACGACGAGUGAAGGAAGAAUACGCCCGCAGAGAAGACAUGAAGGCCAACAAUACUGAUACAACUCGCGCGCAAGACCCAAAGACUUUACAACCUGCUGAAGGCUUUACCAUUGACAGAUCUCGCCAAGUUAGCAUGAAGGACGUCUUCAAGUUCGACAUGUCUCAUUCAACUGGUCAACAUCUGGUGUGCCAGGUCGAAGUCACUUUUCGGGAAGCUCAGCGCAAUCUAUCAACUGAUCUACGUGAUCCAAGCGACUUCCUCAUAUCACAGAUUACUGAACACAAGACCUCUCUAUUGUUUCCUCCGGUCCUCACAUCUAAUAUAUCAGCGCGCAAGGGAGACACCGAUACAGAGCUUGUUGUCAUGAUUCGAGGUGGAGAAGGCAAUGAGAAAUGGAAGGAGCUGAUCGUUCUCGAAGCAGAUGAAAAGGAGGUCAGAGAUGAAUGGCUCGAGAUCCUACCUCUUGGACCAUUCCCUGGCAUUGUUGUACAAAAGACCAUGGAGCUUGAUCCCGAGGUCUCAACCAUUAUCUCUGCCCCAGGAGUCGAUCUAAGAAGCGUUGUUGGUACCCUCAAGAAAAAAGUCCCAGAAGAGCCACCCAUUGGAGAACGCCGUCGCCGCGAGUAUGAAGAAGCUAGCGCUACGAAGCAGGAUAUUGAAGAACCACCCUCACCUGAUUUGCCACCACCGAAGUCUGAGCCUCACGGACCUAUGACAAAUGCCAGGAAGAAACUCGGAAAUAUAAUCAAGCCUCUCAGCGAUGAUCAUGUCUACGACCUUAAAGACCUCAACGAUGCUUUGGCCCGCGCUGGCCACGGGAAGCUGCGAAGAUUCAAGCCAGAACCUAGCCCUGCUGGUCGGCCUUAUGACAAUGUUACAUGCCCUUUUACUGAGCUGGAUUCCAAAAUGGAUAUGGUGAUGACUGGUGCUCUACCACUUCCCGACAAAGAACGACGAGUAGAGGAAGCUAUGGAUGAGAAACAUGAGAAGAGUGGCUACAUAUAUCAAGCUAAGAACGAGACAACUGAAGAAAUGGAUGGCAUGCUCCAAAUCCCAAAGCUACGAAAGCCAAGAGUCGAGAACAGCAGCACACCAUUGAAGGAGUCUAUGAGACCUGAUCCAGAUACUAUGUCCAAGAGCCGUCCUACCACUCCACGAGAUGAUGGCGCACCUCCUCCACCUGCUCAUCGAAGCCCGGUCACACCUCCCACAUUGAAGAACAUCCCUGCUAUUGACAGCGCUACACCAAAGGCAAAGAAUCGACGCGGAUCCUCACCUCUCAAACACGAAUACCAACCCUCUGCUGCAUCUGGAGCCUCUUCUGGCGAAGACCUAUCUACCUCAUCUGAUGACUAUUCCACUUCUGACGAUUCUCUCGAUGAACUUGAUCCACUUGAACGAGCAGAAGUCGACGACAUGCCAGGCUCGCUCCCAGCUGAAAGUGCGAUCUACGGUCGACGACAAGUUUCUCCCUCUGGUUCUCUGUACAGUCUUCCAAACGGCUCUCUUGCGCCUUCGAACUCUGCUUCUCAAGCACCAUACCAGAGACCUGAGCAACCGGUAUCAAUGGAGCCUCAGACAUUCAUGGCCAUGGUCACCUAUUGGAACGGAAAUAAAUGGGAGGAUAUUCAUACAGUGCCCUGCAAAGUAACAGUUGGACCUGGAUGGAUCGACACUUACGAGGCCGAGAAUCAUUAUGCUGGACUUGGACGAGACGACUUCGAUGCUUCAACUACAUCUCUCAUCACUGCGGAAGCUGCUGUCAAGAAUCCUCUUGUUUGCCAAGACCUCACUCCAAAUGUCCCAAUCUAUUCCAGCAACGCAAUCGACGUCCAAGUCCGUUCGCAAAUGGCUACUAGAUCUCGGUUCCAGAAGGUUAAUCAUAUCCAGUACCGACAUUUAACGCCGCUCGAUGCCCGAAGAUUCUACGCUACAGUCAAAUAUGCGUCCACAAAGAACAAAAAGUGGAUCGCACUUUCACAGGAGCGGAUGUUCAAUGAUUUCGGUCCGAAGGAGCCCGCCGCCGCCGAGCGCCGCCGUGGUUGGCUGUUCAGAAAGAGAAGCUUCCGCCGGGACGGAGCGGAGCCAGAGAUCGGUGCACCAGCAAGUGUGGGAGAUUCAACCAGCUCCUCACCUCUCAAGCGAUUCCGCGGAGGCGGACUUUUCAAUAUUGGAAAGUCCUCAGUCUCUCGGGUCCCUGGUGGCACUGCAGGAUCCUCUGCUCCGACCAGCUCGUCUGGUUUCUCCAAUGUCAGUCCUCCGGACACCCCUGGCGGGAGCCAGGCUCCUUCGACCAGCUUCUGGGGCUCGCGGUCCGCCACCAUGGGGACCAAAGAUAUCCCAAUCCUGCUGUACUCGCGGGUGCGGCACAACUGGGCCCCGCACGGACAAGCCCUGCUGUCGGUAUCCGACCCCCAGCCCGGACAACACCAGGCUUCUUCUCUCGAUCACGGGAAGAAGAAGCACAUCCUGGUGACCCUGAAGCCGGUGGGCAAGUCCCACCGCGGACGGGUCAUCAUCGAUGAGGUGCUGGGAGCGGACGCCUUCAGCAGAGGCGGGAACACGGGGAUCUUUGUCACGAUCUGGCGGGACAUCGUGGACGAGCGGGGCCGGGUGGGCAUCAUGCCCACGUACGGCGGGGUCAGCGGGCGGACGGAGAAGUGGUGCUUCCAGAGUGGGAGGCAGGGGGAUUGUGGGUGGAUCUACACUCUGCUGAAGAGUGUAGUGGAUUUGGAGGGGAUGUAG